UUAAAAUGCACAGUGUCAAGGAUAAGAACACAAGAAACGUUGAAAAGAAAAGUUUCCUUUCUAAUGUGACAAAAAGUGAAAUAAAUGAAUUACAUGAAGACAGAUUUAGAGUUCAACAGGAAAACAAGAAUGAUGAAGAGGAGUUGAUCAAACAAUCAGUAAAAUCACUGAGAAGCUCAUUCGAAAAUAUGGGAGAAAAAAAUACAGUCCAGAAACCGAACAAAUGCUGGAAAACAAGCGGAAGAGGAAAAUGGGACCAAAAGAAACAACAGACAGAGACAGAACAACAUCGAACCCAAGCCGAGUCCAUACAGAACAGACGCACAAAAUCUGGCGACUGCAGAGAUCUCAGGAUCUUAAUGGUGGGUAAAACUGGAGCUGGAAAGAGUGCGACAGGAAACAGCAUCCUGAGACAAAAAACAUUUAAAGAAGAAUUAUCUACUGAAUCUGUGACUAAGAAAUGCCAACAGCAUCAGCAGACAGUAGAUGAUAGAAACAUCUCAGUGAUCGACACUCCAGGACUGUUUGAUACAUCAAUCAGUGAAGAACAACUGAAGAAAGAGAUUGAGAAGUGUGUGGAGAUGUCUGUUCCUGGUCCUCAUGCGUUUCUUCUGGUCCUCAGACUGGACGUGAGAUUCACAGAUGAGGAGAAAAACACCGUGAAAUGGAUUCAGGAAAACUUUGGAGAAGAAGCUGCACGUCACACCAUCAUUCUGUUCACUAGAGGAGAUCAAUUAGAUAAACCUAUAAAGCAGUUUCUGGCAGAAAAUAAGCAGAUUAAUGAGCUAGUUAGUCAGUGUAAAGGCAGGUAUCAUGUGUUCGAUAAUACAGAUGGAAACAAUCAAUCACAGGUCACUGAACUGCUGGAGAAGAUGGACAGAAUGGUGAUGGAGAAUGGAGGAGAGCAUUAUACAAAUGAGAUGUACAGAGAAACUCAGAGAAAAAUCUGUGAAGAAGGAAAGAGUUGGAGCGAGGAAGAAGAGAGAAAGAAGGUGGAAGAGGAAGAAAAUAUAAGGGAGGAUGAAAGAAACAGGCUAUUGAACAUGGCUAAAGAUGUGGCCUUAGUGGGGACAGGUGUGGUAGUGGGUGCAGGAGCAGCAGUUGCUGGAGGUGCAGUACUGGCCUCAACUAGUGGACCGACACUAUGUGCAGCUGUAAUCUCAGGAGCUGCAGUGGCUGGAAAUGUGGUACUGGCCUCUACUGCUGGUGGAAUGACACUAACUGAAGCUUUAAUGACAGGAGCAGCAGUUGCUGGAGGUGCAGUACUGAAAUCUUUUACUGGUGGGGCAUCACUAACUGAAGCUUUAAUUGCAGGAGGAGCAGCAGCUAUGUCAAGAAUUCAAGUUACAGUUACAGAUCCCAAGAAGCUGAAGGAAAUGCCGCAAACGAUACAUAAGUAGUUACAAUUACUGAAGGAGUGCUACUUGGAGUCAGAGUCUCAGAGCAUAAUUUGAGCAGUAGUUUUAUUAUACUACUUCACAUAUGUGAAGUGAAGAUCGCAUAUCACUAGCAAGAAUUCAAACAUAUAGUUGGAUGGACACACACACACACACACACACACA
Messenger RNA from Sinocyclocheilus anshuiensis, 1562 nucleotides. Its product is annotated as GTPase IMAP family member 7-like. Gene Ontology annotation, molecular function: GTP binding. The transcript is spliced from 2 exons. Lineage: Eukaryota; Metazoa; Chordata; Actinopteri; Cypriniformes; Cyprinidae. The record is from RefSeq and is a predicted model, not a curated record. Bases 6 to 1400 code for a protein of 464 amino acids.